Ricinus communis (castor bean) is the source of this 1927-nucleotide messenger RNA. Its product is annotated as glutamate decarboxylase. NCBI's taxonomy places the organism in Eukaryota, Viridiplantae, Streptophyta, Magnoliopsida, Malpighiales, Euphorbiaceae. Gene Ontology annotation, molecular function: glutamate decarboxylase activity; pyridoxal phosphate binding. The transcript is spliced from 7 exons. Gene Ontology annotation, cellular component: cytosol. The record is from RefSeq and is a predicted model, not a curated record. Gene Ontology annotation, biological process: L-glutamate catabolic process. The coding region runs from base 166 to 1662 and encodes 498 amino acids.
UAGCUGUCUCACCAUAUUCAUCUUCUCCUUUAUUCUCUUCCGUUUUUUCACCUCUCUUUUAUCAUUUCUCCAAAUUAUAAAUAAGCCUCACCCACACCAGUCCACCACCACUUCUCACCUCACCUUACCAUUCUUCCAGAUCUCUCUCUUAUCUCUCUCUCCGCCAUGGUUCUCUCCAAAACAGCUUCCGAAUCCGACGUCUCCGUUCACUCAACCUUCGCUUCCCGAUAUGUUCGAGCUUCACUUCCUCGGUUUAAGAUGCCGGAGAGCUCGAUCCCAAAAGAAGCAGCUUACCAGAUAAUAAACGAUGAGCUAAUGUUAGACGGAAAUCCAAGAUUGAAUUUGGCGUCAUUUGUGACUACUUGGAUGGAACCUGAGUGUGAUAAGCUUAUAAUGGCUUCUAUCAACAAAAACUAUGUCGACAUGGAUGAGUACCCUGUCACUACUGAAUUGCAGAACCGAUGUGUUAAUAUGAUAGCACAUCUCUUUAACGCACCACUUGGAGAUUCAGAGACUGCAGUUGGAGUAGGAACAGUAGGAUCUUCAGAGGCUAUAAUGUUGGCUGGAUUAGCAUUCAAGAGAAAGUGGCAGAACAAGAGAAAAGCUGAGGGAAAGCCCUAUGAUAAGCCUAACAUUGUCACUGGUGCCAAUGUUCAGGUUUGUUGGGAGAAAUUUGCAAGGUAUUUUGAAGUGGAGUUGAAGGAAGUGAAACUUAGAGAUGGGUACUAUGUGAUGGAUCCUGUGAAAGCAGUUGAAAUGGUUGAUGAGAACACAAUCUGCGUCGCUGCUAUUCUUGGUUCCACCCUUAAUGGAGAAUUUGAAGAUGUAAAGCUCUUGAAUGAUCUCUUGACAGAGAAAAACAAGCAAACUGGAUGGGAUACUCCAAUACAUGUUGAUGCAGCAAGUGGUGGAUUUAUUGCACCUUUUCUUUACCCAGAACUUGAGUGGGAUUUCAGAUUGCCAUUGGUGAAGAGUAUCAAUGUUAGUGGGCACAAAUAUGGACUAGUCUAUGCUGGAAUUGGUUGGGUCAUUUGGAGGAACAAAGAUGACUUGCCUGAUGAACUCAUCUUCCAUAUCAACUAUCUUGGAGCUGAUCAACCUACCUUCACCCUCAAUUUCUCCAAAGGUUCUAGCCAAGUCAUUGCUCAGUACUAUCAACUCAUUCGCUUGGGUUAUGAGGGAUACAGAAACAUUAUGGAAAAUUGCAGAGACAACAUGCUGGUUCUCAAGGACGGACUAGAGAAGACAGGGAGAUUCACCAUUGUCUCAAAGGAUAAUGGUGUACCACUAGUUGCAUUUUCCCUGAAAGACAACAGCAGCCAUAACGAGUUCGAGAUUUCUGAAUUGCUAAGGAGGUUUGGCUGGAUUGUUCCUGCAUACACAAUGCCACCUGAUGCUCAACACGUUACUGUCCUCCGUGUUGUGAUUAGAGAAGAUUUUUCGCGCACUUUCGCAGAGCGGCUUGUUCUUGAUAUUGAAAAGGUUCUGCAUGAGCUUGAUACUCUUCCUUCCAGGCUCCGUGAAAAGAUUGCUAUUGUUGAAGAGAAAGAAAAGAAUGGAACAAAGGCAGCAAAGAAGAGUGUUAUUGAAACGCAACGGGAGAUAACAACUAUUUGGAAAAAGUUUGUCUUGGAGAAGAAGAAGAUGAAUGGUGUUUGUUAGAGAGGUCAAUCACAGAAGCAAUCUAUAUGAAUAUGAAGUCCUUUUUAGUGGAUGAUUUCUUUUCAUCAAUAUGUGUGAGUGGGUAUUGCUUCUUUUCCAGGAGAAAUCAUAAGUUUUGAUUUAUUUUGUAUGGCUCUCAAUUUGUUAUUUAUAAUUUUGAGUGCCUGCUACUCCCAGCUAUUUUGUAUGGCGUAAUUUGAAGCAUGGAUCUUUUGUUGUGUACUAUUUAUUAUUAUUAUUAUUAUUAUUAUUAUUAUUAUUAUUA